UACCGGCGCAGCGCACGCGCACGUUCGCGAUGCUCUCCGCAGCAAUACUACUCACGAUCGUGUGCGCGAUCACAGGUCAAAAUGUGAACGAAACUAAACUUACAGAGAAAAUACUUAAACGAAUAACACCUUUAGCUGAUACCGCUACAAAGACACUUGAACUGAUCAGUCCAUUGGGAGUAGAUAGGGAACUAGUUGAAAAGAUUGCAACUACAGCAAAAACUGCAGCUAAACUUGCUGAUGACUUUUCCUAUAUUGCGAAUGUGGAUGGUGGCGGCGGCGGAAAGAAUCCUGUAUUGAAAUCAAUAGAGGAGUCUCCUGAUUACGCGUCGUCGGUUGUGCUUGCGAGCGAUUUGCUGUCACUGACUACGGCUGUUGCGAAUGUUAAGGAAAGAGCGUGUAGGGAACAGGGAUAUAAAUUUCUGGACGGGUUACUUCAGAACAAAAGAUGGGCGCUCAAAAUGUUCGAUGCAUCAGCAAAAUCACCGCAAGGUCUUCUAUUCGGUUCCUCCUAUCACCUGGGCAACUUCGACGAGUGCGUCGCUAUCGACGAUCGCGGUGAGAAAGGCGGUGUAGUCGAAGGCGAGUACUGCCUUGCGACGAUAAAAUGGAGUCGCGGAGAGGAAGCCAAGAAGGGACGCUUCGGUCGCGGCGAGAUUCUCCGAUGGGCAGUUUGUGUGCCAAGUUCGUGCAGUGCACGCGCCGUGUCCAGGUUUGUCGGCGAUGUGUUGACGCACACUGUAGGCAAUGGCACUUCGGUCAUCGUCACCGAGCAGGAUUGCUAUGCGCGAAGACCCAUCUCUGUUGAUACCAUGGAUAUUAGUUACUUAUCGUUGAUGUUGGGUUUUAUUGCAUUACUUAUUUUAUGCUCUCUCUAUGAGAUUUACACGAUAGCCUUCGGCAAAGAGAAGAGAACGGUGACACACGAGCUGAUCGUUUCCUUCUCACUCAUCAAUAACAUAAAGAAGAUAAUUUCUACCAAACAAAACAAUGACUUAGGAUUGGAAUGUAUUUCUGGAAUCAAAUCUUUGGCAAUGAUUUUCAUAGUUGCCGGUCAUGCUUGCAUGUUUAUUGGCAGUGGACCUGUUAUGGAUGCAGAAGCUUGGGAUAGAUUAAUCAGACACCCGGGUAAUUCCUUCAUGUUGAGCAACACGCUGCUCGUGGACACGUUCCUCAUGUUGAGCGCAUUCCUCUUCUGCCGACUGUUACUCAUCGAGUUCGACAAACGCCGUGGGAAACUCAACGUUAUACCGAUACUUAUUUUUCGGUAUAUUAGGGUAACACCGGCGUAUGCAGUUGUUAUUUUGUUCUACAUGACUUGGCUGCCAAAAAUAGGUGAAGGACCUUUGUGGAAAAAUAGAAUGGUUGUAGAACAGGAACGUUGUAUGUCGUCUUGGUGGGCUAACAUAUUGUACAUAAACAAUUACAUCAAAACUGAUAACAUAUGCAUGUUCCAAUCCUGGUACCUGUCCGUGGAUACACAACUUUUCUUCGUAGCUCCAAUAUUUAUUUACAGUCUUUGGAGGUGGCGACGUUUGGGCAGUGUAUUCCUAGCGUUGGCUACCUUUAUUUCUCUUGCCAUACCUUCGUAUAUAACUUAUAGAGAUCAGCUUGACCCAACAUUAUUGUUUUACGCAAAAGAAUUCACGGAUUUCGCCACCAACUUCUAUUUCAAAGAGGCAUACAUAAAAACUCAUAUGAAGAUGACACCAUAUUUUAUGGGUUUGCUCACAGGCUACAUUUUGCAUCGUAUCCAAUCAGAGAAUUACAAGAUGUCUCGUCUGAUGAAAAUCUUCGGUUGGCUGACGAGUAUUGUCUUGGGGACAGUUGCUGUAUUCUCAGUUAGUGUGUUCUACCAGGAGUGGUACAAGUACAACAAGAUAGAGGCCGCUGCCUACGUGUCGUUGCACAAGCUUGCCUGGAGCAUUGCUAAUGGCUGGCUGAUCAUCGCUUGUUGUACGGGAAAUGGAGGUAUUCUGAAUAAAUUAUUAACGUGGAAAGUGUUCGUGCCGAUAUCUCGGCUGACGUUUUGCGCUUAUCUCGUCAACGGGAUCGUGGAGUUAUAUUACGUCAGUCAGUUGAGGCAUCCUUUACACGUCACAUUUUUCACAAUGGUAGCGAAUAGUAUUGCACACUUAGUACUAACAUUUAAUCUAGCGGUAAUACUGUGUGUGAUCUUCGAAUCUCCUAUCCACGGGAUCGAGAGGAUUCUACUCAGGAUAUUUGCUAGACCAGCCAUGAACGACAACGCUAGAAGGUCAAUAUCCGCAGAGUCCUCCCGAAACACUAGUCAAUCUAAAUUAGAAACGUAAUGUUAGGUCUUCUAAAAGCUAGUGUAUAAAGCUUUACAAGAAAGAGGUAUUAAAAUAGGAUACAUCUCUUUUUUGUACGUCCCCUAUCUUAUGUGUGUGCAAAUAAAUUCCGUAAUUAUUAUCUUUAUGGCUGAAUUCGUGAUGCGAGAAAACCAAUGAAGUACAACAAGCUAACUUAUCAUUACACCCGGGGAAUGUGUCAUUUAUUGGUCAGCUUUUUUUUAAAAGUAGAACCUAUAAUUUUUUUUUUAUAAUACAAGGUAGCAAACGAGCAAGUGGCCGCCUGAAUCCACCGAAAUGAAAAGCGACCGCUGCCCAUAAACAUCCGCAACUGUAGAUGCGUUGCCUACCCUUAGUUGGCGGAGGAGGAGCUCUCAUAAAGAGGACAUUUCCCCUUCCUAAGCGUCUUCUCCACCAUCAAAUCCACUUUUCCUUCCCAUCCUUUCCACUUAAGAAAAGGGUGGAAAGGGAAAAGGACUUAAAUUAGGCUUCUGUCACCACAUUCAUCAGACGAAACGCGAAAAUGCCUCAACUUCACGCCUGUGUUCUGUGUGGUCGUGGUACUACACCGGGCGAGCCGGCCCUGCAGUGCGAAGAUGUUAAAGCUGGCUCUACCACUGUUCAAAUUAAUUUCAUCAGUACAAAAAGAAGAAAUGUGCUUUGUCGAAUAGUUUGUAGACAUGUGAAUUGAUGUUUUAAUUGUUGUUCACUAUCGUUAUAGUACAUAAUCAUGCGAUUGUAAAUACUCAUCAUCAUUAUUGGGGGUGUCUGUAUUUUUAAGUUUAACUUGUAAAUUUUACAUGUGAUUGUUACCAACGAAAAGUUUUUAGGAUUAAUUUCCAAAGAAUAAGUUAGCAGAGGUACCAAAUUGUUUUGGGUGAAAUUAUGAAUUAUAAAUUGUUUUUUUUUGGCAAUUCUAUAAUUUUCGUUAAUCUGCUAUCGUUAAUUAUGCAACGAUAUGUAGUGGAAUUUUGUACUCCACCUUGAUUUUUCAUGCUAACUUGUGGGUUUAGUAUUAAGGUUUCUAGGUGUACUUUUAGUGUUUGUAUUUUAUACGACUGUUGUAUUCUAAGUUUGUAUGAAAGCAUUUCAAAGAAAUGUAAAAUGAAUUGGAAGUUUUUAAUUUUGUAUUUAAACAAUAAAAAUAUAUAAGUACC
This is a messenger RNA of Papilio polytes (common Mormon), 3469 nucleotides long. RefSeq names its product nose resistant to fluoxetine protein 6-like. The record is from RefSeq and is a predicted model, not a curated record. The transcript is spliced from 12 exons. Lineage: Eukaryota; Metazoa; Arthropoda; Insecta; Lepidoptera; Papilionidae. Gene Ontology annotation, molecular function: acyltransferase activity, transferring groups other than amino-acyl groups. Bases 30 to 2312 code for a protein of 760 amino acids.